AUGCCAGCUUCAAACCAGUCCGUCCCAACCUACACUCUGGGAGAGGGCUGUCCCAUUGCCGAUCCAUCGACUCAGCAGCGUUUCGGCAACGAAGUCCCUAUUCGCGGCCUCAUGCUGUUGCAGGACACACAGCUCAUUGAGACGUUGGCGCACUUCUCACGCGAGCGUAUCCCUGAGCGCACGGUUCAUGCCGCAGCUGUAGGCGCUUGGGGGGAGCUUGAGGUCACUCACGACAACUCGUGGCUCACCUCGGCCAAGUAUCUGAACGGUAUUGGCAAGAAGAGCAAGGUCCUCUGGCGCCUGUCGACUGUGGGACCGGAACGUGGAUCUGCAGACACUGUCCGCGAUGUUCGCGGCUGGGGUAUGAAAGUAUUCACUGAGGAGGGCAACCAGGACUUUGUGUUCAACGACAUUCCUGUGUUUUUUAUCCGCGACCCGAUCAAGUUUCCUUCCGUCAACCGUUCGCACAAACGCCUCCCGGACAGGAAUGUGCCUAGCUCGUCCAUGUUCUGGGAUUUCCACACCCAGAACCAGGAAGGUAUCCACGCUUUGAUGAUAUUGUUCUCGGAGCGUGGCAUUCCCAACUCGGUCCGUGAGCUCAACGGUUACUCGGGAAGCACCUACAAGUUUACCAAGGACGAUGGCACCUUCAACUAUGUCAAGAUCCACUUCAAGUCCAACCAGGGUGUCAAAGGUAUGGACCGCCAGCGUGCCGCCAAACUGGCCGGGGAGGACCCCAACUACCAUUCCAACGACCUCUGGAAUGCCAUCGACAGCGGUGACUUCCCGUCAUGGACCAUGUGCGUCCAGGUCAUGAGCCCCGAGCAGGCUCAGACAUACCGUUGGAACAUUUUCGACAUGACAAAGGUGUGGCCCCACGACGAUUUCCCGUUGCAGCCCAUUGCCAAGUUUACGCUCAACAAGAACCCGGACAACUACUUCUCGGACAUUGAGCAGGCUGCAUUCUCCCCUUCGACCAUGGUUCCGGGCUUUGCCCCCUCGCUUGACCCCAUGCUCCAAGCCCGCAUGUUUGCUUACCCGGACGCUGCGCGCUACAGGUUGGGAGUCAACUACCAACAGCUCCCUUGCAACCGCCCCGUUGCUCCCGUCUACUCGCCUUACGAGCGUGAUGGUGCUAUGCGGCACGCCACCAACUACGGUGGCGAUCCCAACUAUAUCCGCUCAACCCUCAAGGAAGUCAAUUUCGCCGGCAAACUCGGCUCUCAAGGCUUCUCCACGGGCUGCGACCAUGACAACUGGGCUGGGCAGACCGCUGCGUUCACCUCCGAGGUCACGGACGACGACUUUGUCCAGGCAACCAUGUUUUGGGAGAUGCUUGGCAAGCAGCCGGGGCAGCAGGAGGCACUUGUAGGCAACCUUGUCGCUGACAUUGGCGGUGCCAUUCCGCGCAUUCAAGCCGCUACCGUCGACAUGUUUGCCAGGGUCCACAAGGACUUGGGCAAGGCGCUCCGCGAUGGUCUCGCCAAGAACACAAAGUAG
Messenger RNA from Apiotrichum porosum, 1500 nucleotides. RefSeq lists its product as uncharacterized. The record is from RefSeq and is a predicted model, not a curated record. Gene Ontology annotation, biological process: response to hydrogen peroxide; hydrogen peroxide catabolic process. The coding region runs from base 1 to 1500 and encodes 499 amino acids. Gene Ontology annotation, cellular component: cytoplasm; mitochondrion; peroxisome. Lineage: Eukaryota; Fungi; Basidiomycota; Tremellomycetes; Trichosporonales; Trichosporonaceae. The transcript has 5 exons. Gene Ontology annotation, molecular function: catalase activity; heme binding.